This is a messenger RNA of Paramecium tetraurelia, 978 nucleotides long. RefSeq lists its product as uncharacterized. The record is from RefSeq and is a predicted model, not a curated record. Lineage: Eukaryota; Ciliophora; Oligohymenophorea; Peniculida; Parameciidae. The transcript has 4 exons.
AUGAGUUCGAAUUUUCUGGUUAAGUUUUAUCUGUUUAUUUCAUAUUAUUUUCUUUUCAAUAUGAUGUUUUUGGCCUAACCUUCUAUUAUUAUAAUUUCUCUAUUGUAUUUUAACUUGAAAUUGGAUUAUAAUAAUUACUUUAAAUUAGAAGUUCAUGUCUAGCCAAUGUCAUUCUGUCCAAAAAAAUAGUAAAUUUUUAGGGAAACAAACAAACCUAAUCCAAGCCCAACUCCAAGGAGAUUUCAUCAGAAAUUCUUCAUAGGUUAAAUCGCUUUACUAUCGUAGUAUUCAUUUAUAUCUACUCCUUUAUCCGGCAAAAUCAAAUCCUUAAGUGGAAUUUGCUCCCCAGAAACUCAAAACCUAAAUGAGAAAAUACAAGAAGAACUUAGCCCAUUGGAUGAUGUACCUAACUAUCACUUUCCCAAGAUGUUUAACAGAGAGGAGGAUAAGAUGUAAUACUAAGUUUAAACUAUAUAGUUUUUUGAAAGUCAAGAAUCCUAAAUGCUUGAGGCUAUAUUAAACUACAAGAAGCAAUGUUGGGAUAUCAUCUUACCAAUUAAUGAGUUUGUAUCAGAGGAGAGUUGUCAAGGAUUUUGGAUCCUAAAAAUAAUUACCAAAAAGUAUAUAGAACUCAACAAUUACGAUAAUGACAAGGAACUUGUUCAAUUUUGUUUGAAACUAUUAAAUAGAAAUCUUCAUAUAAAUCAUGAUGAUAUUGUACUAUAGUUAGAUGGAGGUAUUCGAAUUAACCCUUAUUGCUUAUUUAAGAAGGUUUCAAUUAGAUCAUCAAUCUCUAAUCUUCUCAAAAACCUACUCUUUGAGCAUAAAAUCUCAAAUCGCCUACAAAUUUUCCAAGCUCUUUUUCAAGAUUUUGAAAACAAAGAUCUAGACUCCUUAAAAAGACAGAACCAUAUAGAUUUUUAGUUCAAAUAUCUGAAAGAGACACUAAUAAAUAAAUUAUUAGGAAUUAACAAAUGA